GCGUGCUGCUCACUCACAACCAGUCGGGUCGUUUCGAGUCUCGCUUCGUGAGCGUGGCUCUGCUGCCCUCCCCGGCUCUGAUGCUGCGCGGCAUGGAGGGAUCCACGCUGGGCGCCUGGGUGGCACACGGAGAGGGCUACGUGCAGUUCCGCUCCCUGGCUCUCCUGGACCGCUUGGACUCCCAGUCUCUGGUUCCUCUGCGCUACGUGGAUGAUUCGGGGUCCUCCACCGAGCAAUACCCACUAAACCCCAACGGCUCUCCACGUGGCAUCGCUGGGCUGUGCUCCGUGGACGGGCGCCACCUAGGCAUGAUGCCUCACCCCGAGCGGGCCGUGUUGGGCUGGCAGUGGCCCUGGGCCCCUGCAGAGAUGAGAGACGCCCUUGACCACUCGCCCUGGCUCACCAUGUUCAGGAACGCAGCCGCAUGGUGCCUGAGCAGUCAGUGAGGAGAGAGAAGUGUGAGGCGACUCAAGCGGACCAUUCCACCAAAUCGGAGAGAAUGAGACAUUCCAAAUUAAGACACUGUGCUCUAUCCACAAAGCUGCCAUCGCCACACUGCCAAAAUCUAUUCAUUUCUCUUCUCUUUUAGGACCCCCAACCCGAAUCUAGAUUGGGUUGGGUUAAUUUAAUUAAUUAUUACACCGACGCGCACUGUGGCGUUGCAGCUCACUGCUUGUGUUUUCGAAUGAUCUUCAGAUCGGGUUCGGGUUAAGUGAAUUUUCACUUCUCACAAUCCCCUGCUGGGCGAGUCAAUAAGGUCUAAAAUCUCAUGUUUAACAAAUACAAUGUUAAUCAAAUAAUUCAACUUACAAGAAAAGUUCUGUUACUGAAUGCUUUGGGGGCCAAAUUGAAUAAUUUAAAGUAUUCUGUUUUUUUAACAUCAAUAUGCAUUUACUCAGCAUAAUACGAUUAAAUAACACGGUGGGAACUGGAAAACGUGUAGAAGUGGGCUGGCAGUAGCUUUUGUUGCGGUUUCUUAUUACAAGUACACAUUCUACUGCACGUAUUAAAAUAUAGUUAAAAUGAUUAAACAAUGAGGACUUUAAGGUUUCGAUUUCACUAUCCGAAACACAACGCCACUUUCUAUUUCUCCGCUUUAGUUUCGAUUCCCAAAGUUAGCUGUUAUAUAAAACCACUGUCGGGGAAAGAGUUUCGGAGUUGCCACACGAAGAGAGAGCAGCGUGACUGACUGACUGUUCAUUUGGGACCGAAUGUCUACAAUAGUGCCCAGACUCAGCAAGCAGAAAGAAAAGCUUCUGCUAGAGCUGUUUCAGGACAAUAUGAAGUUCUGCUUGCUUUACAAAGGAAGCUUCCAUGGUUUCAACAAAGCUGAAUUGACAUCCAGAUGUACCAUGCAAGGGCAGACUGUGAUCGUGGGGUACUUGGACUCGGGUUUAAUCGUUGGGGGUUACACAAGCCAAGGUUUUAAAUAUCAAAGCAACGCUAUAAAGGAUAAAAAAGCUUUUAUUUUCACAAUCGAUGAAACAAAGUCAAGCUGCUUUCUAGUCAAGAAGCCUGAAAAUGCUCUGACUUUUUUCAUUGCAGUUAAUUUUGGAGAUGCUUUUCAUUUUUAUAAUCCUAGAAAUAACAACGUGAACUAUGUUUGUGUAUCUUCUAAUGAGAACUACGAAUCAGCAUUACCAAAAGGUCAAUAUUCUCUCCAGGAUGUAGAGGUUUAUCGUGUUCAAGACGCUGGAGAUUUGCUGGACUCGCCCUGGAGGGAUGUUUCUUGGACAGAGGAGACGGGGGAGUCUGAAAAGGUGGACAUCACCUUGUUUACGCCAUCCGUCGACUCUGUUUCCCAGGCCCGGGUCCUGCUGGUUGGUCCGGUUGGAGCAGGGAAGUCCAGUUUCAUCAGCUCAGUGAAUUCUGUAUUCUGCGAUCAAGUAGUCAACCUGGCGAUGGUUGGUACUGGGCCAGGAAGCUUCACUAAGAGGUUGAAGUCUUACAACAUCAGAGCAGAGGUGGGGGGUGGUGGGAUUCCCCUGGUGUUCUGUGAUAUGAUGGGGCUGGGUGAGACGAAGAGCUCUGGAGUGAACGUGAAAGACAUAAUGACUGUCCUGAAAGGACAUGUGCAGGAUGGAUACAAGUUCAUUCCAUCAGAGGCCAUUGAGCCUGGCGCCACAAAAUACAUUCAAAACCCAACGCUGAAAGAUAAAAUCCACUGCGUUGCAUUUGUUUUGGAUGCAUGCAAGCUUGACAUUUGCAAUAAAUAUCUUGAAGAAACCUUCCAGGAACUCCGAUCAGAGAUCAGUGAUGUAGGCAUUCACCAGAUUGCUUUGCUGACCCACAUUGAUGAAGCCUGCCAUGCAGUCGGAGAAGAUGUUAAAUCUGUGUACAGAAGCAGGUGCAUCCAGCAGCAGAUUCAAAAGGCUGCGAAACUUCUUGGGAUGUCAGUUUCUUGCAUUGUCCCUGUGAAGAAUUAUUCUUCUGAGCUGGAGCUGAAUGGCAACAAUGAUGUGUUGAUACUGAGCGCAGUACAUCUAAUGCUGCGAUACGUGAAUGCUUUUUUUGAUGAAUAUAAACUUACCCGAGUGAUUGAGUGCAAAAAAGUACCAUGCCAAUUGUAACCAUGUUAUUUAAAAAAAAAAAACGUUGUUAGCAGCUGAGCACAGCCGUUUUAAUAUUUUAUAAUUGCAUGUGCAAAAACAUGUCAUACAGCUUUAAAAAAAAUGAUAUCAAUUGUAUUUGCAAUCAGUACUGAAUGACAUGGUGCAGUCAUGGUAUAUAGCACAGUAGAAGAUGCAUUGCUUGCUAAACUGCAACAGUAUCAUGAAUAUUAUCCACUGUACGCUUGCUAUAACACUGUAUGUUAUUGCCAUUUUCAUAUUAAAAGAUGUUUAAUACAUGUAAAGGUUAAUCAUAAUAUAAUGUACGUACACCAUCUGAUGAAUAUACAGCUUUAACUGUAUUAAUAUGAAAAAGGGGUUGCAUGAACAACAAUAAAAAUGAACAUCUGUUA
Messenger RNA from Polyodon spathula (Mississippi paddlefish), 2962 nucleotides. RefSeq names its product interferon-induced protein 44-like. The record is from RefSeq and is a predicted model, not a curated record. The transcript is spliced from 9 exons. The coding region runs from base 1212 to 2570 and encodes 452 amino acids. Lineage: Eukaryota; Metazoa; Chordata; Actinopteri; Acipenseriformes; Polyodontidae.